This is a messenger RNA of Oncorhynchus kisutch (coho salmon), 2381 nucleotides long. RefSeq names its product butyrophilin subfamily 2 member A1. Gene Ontology annotation, molecular function: signaling receptor binding. Gene Ontology annotation, cellular component: external side of plasma membrane. The record is from RefSeq and is a predicted model, not a curated record. The annotation marks the transcript as partial. The transcript has 12 exons. NCBI's taxonomy places the organism in Eukaryota, Metazoa, Chordata, Actinopteri, Salmoniformes, Salmonidae. Gene Ontology annotation, biological process: regulation of cytokine production; T cell receptor signaling pathway.
AUCUGUGCAGAUGAGAGAGGAAACCACUGUAAACUAUUGAAACUGUUAAUAUGUCUGUUCUCUUCAGAGAAGUUUGAGGUUCUUGGUCCAACUGAUUCCAUUGUUGCUGUAGCUGGUGAUGACAUCAUUUUGCCCUGUUACCUCAAACCCAACAUCAGUGCUGAGGACAUGACAGUGGACUGGCUUAACCUGGACUUCUUAGACAGUCGUGUCUUUCGUUACCAAAACCACAGAAUCAUACGAGAGGAUCAGAUUCUCUUCUAUAGUGGAAGAACUUCACUGUAUGAAGAGGAACUAUGGAGGGGAAACACCUCUUUGAAACUGACCAGGGUACAAGGCACUGAUGAGGGACGUUACAAAUGCUUAAUUCAGUCAAAGAGCUGGUAUGAUGAUUUCACUGUUCAAGUCCUCGUUAAAGCUGUAGGAUCCAAGCCAGUGGUGUCCAUCGAGGGACACAGAGAGGGAGGGAUGGGUCUGCUGUGUGAAUCAGAAGGCUGGCACCCUGAGCCUGAGCUGGUGUGGCUGGACAGUAAAGGAGUCCAUCUCUCUGCUGGUCUUCCUGAGACACACAGAGACUUAGAUGGAUUCUACACAGUCAAACGACAUGUCAUUGUCCAGGAGACUGACACCAACCGCUUUACCUGCAGAGUCCAACAGAGCCGGAUCAAUGAGAAGAUGGAGACAGAGAUUCACCUCCCUAUUGUAGGAUCCAAGCCAGUGGUGUCCAUUGAGGGACACAGAGAGGGAGGGAUGGGUCUGCUGUGUGAAUCAGAAGGCUGGCACCCUGAGCCUGAGCUGGUGUGGCUGGACAGUAAAGGAGUCAAUCUCUCUGCUGGUCCUCCUGAGAUACACAGAGACUCCAAGGGAUUCUACAGAGUCAAACAACAUGUCAUUGUCCAGGAGACUGACACCAACCGCUUUACCUGCAGAGUCCAACAGAGCCGAAUCAAUGAGAAGAUGGAGACAGAGAUUCACCUCCCUAGUGAGUUGUUUGAUUACGCAACCCCAUUGAGAAUGGCCUUCAUUGUGUUAUGCUGUCUGGGAGCCGUCACUGUGAUUGGGUUAUCUCUGGCUGUCUACUGCAUACGUAAUAAGAAAGAUGUCCUCACUAGGAAGCUAGAUGACCUCUGGGACCAGAAUUAUGAACUCUGUGAACAGAAAUAUUACCUCACUGAGAAUCGAGAUGUCCUCAGGAAGGAGAAGGAAAUCCUGACUUCUCAGCUGGACUUUGAAACCAUCAGAAGACAUGAAGUGGAUGUGACUCUAGACCCUGAUACGGCACAUUGUAAACUCAUCCUGUCUGAUGACGGGAAACAAGUGAGACAUGGAGAACUAGAUCAGGUUCUCUCUGACAACGGGAAGAGGUUUACAAAUUGGUCCUGUGUCCUGGGAAAUGUGGGCUUCUCAGGGAAGUUCUACUAUGAGGUGAAGGUGGAGGGGAAGACUGAGUGGACUUUGGGGGUGGUCAUACAGUCCAUCAAUAGGAAUGAGAGGUCUAGACCGAUCCCUUAUAAUGGAUACUGGACUGUGGAGCUGAAGGAUGGAGAGUACACAGCUCAUGCUGAUUCCCCUGUCACCUUCACCCCGAGAGAGGAGCCCCAGAAGGUGGGGGUGUUUGUGGAUUAUGAGAAGAGACAGGUCUCCUUCUACAAUGUGGAGGACAGGUCUCAUAUCUACUCUUUCACUGACUGCUCCUUCACUGAGAAACUCUAUCCAUUCUUCAAUCCUGGUGAUUCAGAUAGUAUUUCACUGGUCGUCUGUCCUGUGGAUGCUACUGACUGACUGUUUUAAAUCAAACAGGGUGCAAUUGUUAUUUGUGAAAUGCUUGUUACUCUGCUAAUGUGCAGUAAAUAUACUGUAUAUAAUUUUAAAAAGUGCUGAACAAGUAGUUAUAUUGACAACAUCCGUCCGAGCUCAUUUAUGUCUUAAUGGAAAUUACGGAUUGUCUCUUAUCCGCUCCUCGUUCCCUUAUGCCAUAGUUUGUACAUCUCAAUUGUCAGUAGAAAACACGUUUAAACAAGUCAGCCAUAUGAGCAAUAUUUAAGAAGGCAGUAAAUUAGGCUCAAUGAACUGUUUCGCUGCCAGACAUGGCUCCGCUGAUAGCCAGGUGUAGCAGUGGUAAGGUGUUGGGACAGCUUUAUGUAGGCCCUAACAGUUUGUGGGCACCGUUUGUAACCGUUAAAGUGCAAUUAAUGUAUUGUUUAGUGUUGUAUAGUGGCUUUGCUGGCAUGCAUAAGAUUUACAUGCUAAAAUUGCAACUGGUUGUGUAACCUUUCUGCUGUGUGCUCCUACAUUUAGGUAACAAUGUAGCAACAGCACAAAAUAAGUGUUUAACAUAUUGAUCAUUUGAUAAUUAAAUGUUCUGAAAGAGUGUUUAAAAA